This is a messenger RNA of Fomitiporia mediterranea MF3/22, 667 nucleotides long. RefSeq lists its product as uncharacterized. The transcript has 7 exons. Lineage: Eukaryota; Fungi; Basidiomycota; Agaricomycetes; Hymenochaetales; Hymenochaetaceae. The coding region runs from base 275 to 667 and encodes 130 amino acids. The record is from RefSeq and is a predicted model, not a curated record.
UGCUUGCGUUGACUUUGCUGCGGCAAAUCCAAAGAUGUAAUAACAACCGAUUGCCAAGUAGUGAGUCUGCUGGGAGCAAUGCUGCUAUUAUCAGUAUAGAUCUUCUUCCUUGCCGAUGGUUUGCAGUGUAUUGCUGUUCUAUUAACGCUAUCAGAAUUUGGAACUCUCCGGAUCAAAACGCUUUGAAACUUUGCAUCUCACAGCACGGUCGUCAUGGUUAUAAAAGCAAUUCACGCGUAGUACAACUGGAAAUGCGAAAGCAACUCCCGAACAGAUGCUUAAGAAGUACGAAGAAAAUCUAAAGAGGGGAACUCUCGGCGACUAUAUGGAGAUGUCGUUUGGUAAAAAUACUGGUAUUAAGAUUAAGAAGGGAGAACAUGGCUUUACAGCAAUGCCAAAGUCAGGCUGGAAAGGGUGUAUAUUUGAUGGAAACUGCACCGAAAAAUCGUAUCUUGACAGUCUACCAGUGGGCGAAGGUGCUUCUGAAGAAGAGGCAAAAGCAUACUUGCACAGAUCUAUUCUGAUGAGGUACCAAAACCAUUAUUCUGCCUUCCACGACGGCAGAGAUAGCACAAUGGACGAGAUUGCGAGUUAUCCCGUAGCCCUGCUACAUAGCUAUGAUACAGCAGUACGAGCCGCUCAAGAAGAUCAAUCAAAAAGAGGAUAA